AUGGCUCCGGCGGAUGUUGACGCGAUUCUCGCGUCAGUGCUUCUCCUUAUUGGGUUCGAGCUCAUUGACUCCGGGCGAGGCAGCUGGAUAUUCCACAUCAAUGGUGCGAGGACAAUCAUUGAGAAGCUGGUCGCGUCUGCCGUAGCAACCGAGACGACUUUGAGCCCGCUCCGCCGAUGGUUGAUGUCAAAUUGCUUGGUCGGUGGGUUAUCGACGACUACCAUGUCACUGCUUCAGGAUGCAGAAGGCAAUCAUUGCUCGUCAUUUCCGGCAGCCCUCCUUUCUGUCAUGCAGGCAGGGGCUCAGCUCUUAAAGAUGAACGAAGACUUUACGUCUCCGGAUACCUUGGCCGAUUCGCGACGAUACGGUGCCUUUCAUCUCUUACAUGCUGCAAAGUCAUUCGACCCCGCUGUUUGGGCCAUCAAUCUCCAGCCACGCUCACCGGCCGACGAUCUCUUCCAUCGGACUGAAAUUGCCUCUGCACACAAGGCAGCUGUGUGUGUCUAUCUGUCGCGUAUCAUUCUUGCUCUAUGGCCCAGCACAGCGUUGCCGGAUGAUUUGGAAACCCUAGCAGCCGAAAUCAUCGUCCACCUUUCAUGUAUGCAACCCAGAGAUGCAUUAUUCACAGCAACGGCGUGGCCGGCUUUCAUUGCUGGCCUGGAAACGGCUGACCUCACCAACCGUGCUUGGGUGGUGAGAAGGUUCCAGGAGCUCUGGGAGCUGGAGGCUUGGGGACUCACCAGAGAGGCCCUCGGAGCAUUGACGACAAUUUGGGAUGAGAGAAAGAAUGAGAAUACUACCGAGAGCGGAAAUAACAUGCUCGAUCUACAGGAAGAGAAUUGGAACUGGGUCGAGAAGCUGAAAAGUGUAGGCACCGACUGGUUGGUUGCAUGAUUGUUAGGCCACCCCAGAUAACCCAUCAAGGUAGUGGUAGAUAUCCAAUGCCCACUGACCGGGACUAGGCAGAUAGCUACUACAAUCAUGAGAGCGAUUCUCGGGGAAAUAUCCUCUUGAAGACCACG
Verticillium dahliae VdLs.17 is the source of this 1022-nucleotide messenger RNA. Its product is annotated as acriflavine sensitivity control protein acr-2. Gene Ontology annotation, biological process: positive regulation of transcription by RNA polymerase II. The record is from RefSeq and is a predicted model, not a curated record. The coding region runs from base 1 to 894 and encodes 297 amino acids. The transcript has 2 exons. Gene Ontology annotation, molecular function: DNA-binding transcription factor activity; transcription cis-regulatory region binding. Gene Ontology annotation, cellular component: nucleus. NCBI's taxonomy places the organism in Eukaryota, Fungi, Ascomycota, Sordariomycetes, Glomerellales, Plectosphaerellaceae.